Molecule: messenger RNA, 2916 nt
Organism: Humulus lupulus (European hop)
Lineage: Eukaryota; Viridiplantae; Streptophyta; Magnoliopsida; Rosales; Cannabaceae
Product: DNA replication licensing factor MCM4
Exons: 18
Coding region: 107-2635 (842 amino acids)
Biological process (GO): double-strand break repair via break-induced replication; mitotic DNA replication initiation; DNA replication
Cellular component (GO): nucleus; MCM complex
Molecular function (GO): single-stranded DNA helicase activity; single-stranded DNA binding; ATP hydrolysis activity
Source: RefSeq, a predicted model, not a curated record
UCCCGCCAUAUUCAUCCCAACAAAGCUUUCUCCUUUUUUCUCACUCUCCAACCAAACCCCCAAAUUUCUCUAUCACUCUCUCUCGCUCUCUCUCCAGUCUCUACCAAUGGCUUCCGAUUCUUCUCAGGGAAACUUCAACAAUGGUCCUUCAUCACCUGAUGACUCAUUUUCGAGCCCUAUCGGGAACACUAACUCCUCCCCUGGGGAUGCUUCUCGCCGGAGAAGAAGGGGUCGAUCUACUACUCCGUCGGCAUUCGCCACUCCGACACAACCUCCUUCUCGUUUCGCCGCUUCCUCUGAAGCAACACCGACACCGUCGGCUGGAACGCGCCGUAACGGUUCCAACGGCAGGCGAAGAACUCCCUCAGCUGCUGCAACUCCCACGUCCACCGACGACGUGCCGCCUUCCUCUGAGGGCGGCGAUGGUUUUGACAUGGAUGAAGACCGACCCACUUUUGUUUGGGGCACGAAUAUUAGCGUAAAUGAUGUCAAAGCUGCCAUUGUUAGGUUCCUGAAGAAUUUUCGGGACCAACAGUCUCAGACUCCGGAUUCGGAGUUUCAUACUGAAGGAAAGUAUAUUGAAACUAUCAAGAAGGUCCUUGAAAUAGAGGGAGACUCACUCGAUGUUAAUGCACACGAUGUGUUUGACUAUGAUUCUGAUCUGUACGCGAAGAUGGUUCGAUAUCCACUUGAGGUUCUUGCAAUUUUCGACAUUGUUUUGAUGGAGAUGGUGCCUCUAAUCGAGCCCUUAUUCGAAAAGCACAUUCAGACUCGAAUAUAUAAUCUCAAAACCUCAACAUCAAUGAGAAAUCUCAACCCCUGUGACAUUGAGAGAAUGGUGUCUUUGAAGGGAAUGGUUAUCCGUUGUAGUUCAAUAAUUCCGGAAAUCAGAGAGGCGAUAUUUAGAUGUCUUGUGUGUGGUUACUACUCUGAACCUGUUGCUGUAGAGAAAGGACGGAUAACUGAACCAACAAGAUGCUUGAAGGAGGAAUGCCAAGCAAGAAACUCCAUGACACUUGUUCACAACCGAUGCAGGUUUACUGAUAAGCAGAUUGUAAGGCUACAGGAGACACCUGAUGAGAUUCUUGAGGGAGGGACUCCACAUACUGUUAGCUUGUUGAUGCAUGAUAAAUUGGUUGAUGCAGGAAAACCAGGAGAUAGAGUUGAGGUCACUGGGAUUUACAGGGCUAUGACCGUCAGAAUUGGACCAGCACAUAGAACUGUUAAAGCACUGUUCAAGACAUACAUUGAUUGUCUUCAUAUAAAGAAGACUGACAAGUCGAGAAUGCUGGUGGAUGAUCAAAUGGAAGUUGAUAACCCUCUAGGUGGAAACUCAGAUGAUAUUAUUUUCGAUGAGAAGAAGGUUGAAGAAUUGAAAGAACUGUCAAAGAAACCAGAUAUAUAUGACCGUUUAAUGAGGUCUCUGGCACCAAACAUCUGGGAGCUGGAUGAUGUCAAAAGGGGCCUUCUCUGUCAGCUGUUUGGCGGGAUUGCUUUGAAGUUGCCAUCUGGUGCUAACUUCCGUGGUGAUAUUAAUAUCCUUCUUGUUGGUGAUCCUGGAACCAGUAAGUCCCAGCUGCUUCAGUACAUACACAAGUUAUCUCCUCGUGGUAUAUACACCAGUGGAAGAGGGAGUUCUGCUGUUGGUUUAACCGCUUAUGUUACCAAAGAUCCUGAAACAGGGGAAACAGUUUUGGAGAGUGGAGCAUUAGUUUUGAGUGAUCGAGGUAUUUGCUGCAUUGAUGAAUUUGACAAAAUGUCUGAUAAUGCAAGGAGCAUGUUACAUGAGGUGAUGGAACAACAAACUGUUUCAAUAGCAAAGGCAGGAAUCAUUGCCUCCCUUAAUGCUAGGGCUUCAGUAUUAGCUUGUGCAAAUCCAAGUGGGUCACGCUAUAAUCCUCGCUUGUCUGUGAUUGACAAUAUACACCUUCCUCCUACUCUGCUAUCAAGGUUUGAUCUGAUCUACUUGAUUCUAGACAAGGCUGAUGAACAUACCGACAGGCGCCUUGCCAAGCAUAUAGUUGCAUUACAUUUCGAGAAUCCUGAGAGCAUAGAGCAGGAUGUCUUGGACCUUCCUACAUUGAUUGCAUAUGUAAGCUAUGCAAGAAAGCAUAUCCAUCCUCAAUUAUCUGAUGAAGCUGCUGAAGACUUGACCCGAGGAUAUGUUGACUUGAGAAGGAGAGGAAAUUUCCCGGGGAGUGGCAAAAAGGUUAUAACUGCAACACCAAGGCAGAUUGAAAGUUUGAUUCGUCUUAGUGAAGCCUUGGCUCGAAUUCGUUUUUCAGAAGUGGUAGAAAAGCGUGAUGUAACUGAGGCAUUUCGACUUCUGGAAGUUGCAAUGCAACAGUCAGCUACAGAUCACUCCACUGGAACAAUUGACAUGGAUCUCAUCACAACUGGAGUCUCUGCAAGCGAAAGAAUGAGACGGGAGAAUCUGUUGUCAGCAACUCGCAACCUGAUCAUGGAGAAGAUGCAGCUAGGAGGACCCUCAAUGCGCUUGUUGGAGAUAUUGGAGGAACUGAAGAAGCAGAGCUCAGGGACCGAAUUUCACCUCAAUGAUCUGAGGAAUGCAGUUCACACACUUUCAAGCGAGGGAUUUGUAUCUCUUCAUGGUGACAGCGUAAAAAGAAUAUAAUUGGAAGAAGAAAGAAAUUCACAAGAGAAAAAAAAGGAACUAGUUGAGUUCUUGGCCAAAUCUUUAAAUUAUAUAAGCAGAGCCUGCUGCUGGUUCAUGAUUAUUCUGUUCCACCGACUUAGCAGUAAAAUACCAUUCAAAUCCACCCAUUUUUUUAACUAAUUAUUAAGUUCAGAGUUCUGUAUUAACUUGUGAUUUUACUUUUGUUUUUAACCAUUGUUAUGGGUGGCUUGAGCUCUAGGUUUAUUAUUAUUAUUUGCAAAAUUUUGUGAUGUUGUAAA